UUGGAUCUGGCUGCCCUUUCCACAGAGCAUUCUCAGUACAAGGACUGGUGGUGGAAAGUGCAGAUUGGAAAAUGUUACUACAGGUUAGGAAUGUAUCGUGAAGCAGAAAAGCAAUUUAAAUCAGCUCUGAAGCAGCAGGAAAUGGUAGAUACAUUUCUCUACUUGGCAAAGGUUUACACCUCAUUGGAUCAACCUGUGACUGCUUUAAACCUUUUCAAACAAGGCUUAGAUAAGUUUCCAGGAGAAGUAACCCUACUUUGUGGAAUUGCCAGGAUCUAUGAGGAAAUGAACAAUAUCUCAUCGGCCUCCGAAUACUACAAAGAAGUUUUGAAACAGGACAACACUCACAUGGAGGCCAUUGCAUGCAUUGGGAGCAACCACUUUUAUUCUGAUCAACCAGAAGUCGCCCUCCGCUUCUACAGGCGCCUCCUGCAGAUGGGCGUUUAUAACUGCCAGCUCUUCAACAACCUGGGGCUCUGCUGCUUCUAUGCCCAGCAGUACGACAUGACGCUGACCUCAUUCGAACGUGCCCUUUCUCUGGCUGAAAACGAAGAAGAGGCAGCUGAUGUCUGGUACAACCUGGGACAUAUAGCUGUGGGAGUGGGAGACACGAAUCUGGCCCACCAGUGCCUCAGGCUGGCUCUGGUCAACAACAACCACCACGCCGAGGCCUACAACAACCUAGCCGUGCUGGAGAUGCGGAAGGGCCACGUGGAACAGGCAAGAGCGCUGCUGCAAACUGCGUCAUCUUUAGCACCCCACAUGUAUGAGCCGCAUUUUAAUUUUGCAACAAUCUCUGAUAAGAUUGGAGAUCUACAGAGAAGUUAUGUUGCUGCUCGGAAGUCUGAGGCCGCAUUUCCGGAUCACGUGGACACCCAGCACUUAAUUAAACAGUUAAAGCAGCACUUUGCUAUGCUCUGAUUGCUCCUUAGACCAAGUGUGUUUUUAUGAUGGGGCAUUAUAUGAGGGAAAAAGAAGUGUGUUUAUUUACAUAUGUGAUACAAACCUGUGCUUGAUAUUAGUGAGGAUGACACGAGGGAGUUUAAACAAGAAUGUAAAUUAAAACUUUUAUAAUAACUUUGUAAUAUUACAAAAGACAGGAUUUCAGCAUUUGUAAGUAGAUCAUGAAGCCUUCUCCCACAUUAUAUAGUGGAUGUUUAUAAUGUUUAUAAACC
Myotis lucifugus (little brown bat) is the source of this 1175-nucleotide messenger RNA. RefSeq names its product tetratricopeptide repeat protein 8-like. The transcript has 8 exons. NCBI's taxonomy places the organism in Eukaryota, Metazoa, Chordata, Mammalia, Chiroptera, Vespertilionidae. The coding region runs from base 91 to 921 and encodes 276 amino acids. Gene Ontology annotation, molecular function: protein binding. Gene Ontology annotation, cellular component: BBSome; ciliary basal body; non-motile cilium. The record is from RefSeq and is a predicted model, not a curated record. Gene Ontology annotation, biological process: non-motile cilium assembly.